This is a messenger RNA of Dermacentor silvarum, 3361 nucleotides long. Its product is annotated as zinc finger protein ztf-16-like. NCBI's taxonomy places the organism in Eukaryota, Metazoa, Arthropoda, Arachnida, Ixodida, Ixodidae. The transcript is spliced from 3 exons. The coding region runs from base 1233 to 1679 and encodes 148 amino acids. The record is from RefSeq and is a predicted model, not a curated record.
AAAGAGCGUAGUAGGGGAGGGAGUUGAAAGUUGCCGUUGAUCGGCGCCUCGCGGAUUUGUUUUGGUGGUCGCGUGCGCUUUGUGUUGCGAUUACAUGUUCCCGUCCAAAGCGGCUCUAUUUGAAUAUUCCUUGCCUGAAGUAAAGCCCCUGGCGGUAUUGCCGACAGCCAUUGCGCGGACCGCCGAAAGUGCUUCGACUUCCUUACAGUGCCGAAGAACGUCACGUCAAGCGAAGCGCCGCGCUACGAAGACAAGUGUCCACUACCACGACCUCCACUACGAUGCAAACCACUUGGAAGUGUUAAACCCGCUGUCAUUUGUUGUCACGUUCGUGGUAAAGUGACAGCCUUUUGAAUGUGGCUGCUUGCGCCGUUGAAUACUGAGUAGCCACUGCCACGAAUGCCCAGAAGACCAGCUCUGGGCUGUCCGGCUGGCGGAGGGCGCCGCUGCGGUUCAAGGCCUGGCCUGCGUCUGACGGAAAGGGGAGCUUCACGGGACUAGCCUUCUGGCGUCUCCGUUCCCCUUUCGAACCAAGCAGAGACUGUUCAAUGAAAAUGCCUAUCUCUCUCUCACUCUGCCACAAGUCAAGUCACAGGCAAGGACAUCAUUUCAGCCAAUCUAGAAGAUGGUGUCAGUCCCUGGAAGUGCAUUCAGUGUUACUUGCUGUGUCACAGCAAGGCUGUGCUAGUGGAGCACGAGCAACUGCAGCAUCCAGUGCUUGGCCUUUCGCAGGAUGUGUGUCGUUUCUGCCCAGCUGCGUUUCACCACAGUGACCGCCUACUCUGCCGCCUCCAGAAGCACAACGGUCGUAGAACCUUCAACUGCUUCUUGUGUGCUGGGUACUCUGUGAGUGAGCAGAACCUUGUGUGCCAUGUCACGACUGUGCACAAUGACGAUGCUGACAGAUUACAAUGCCAUCUCUGCCUUCGGAGGUUCUCCCGCAAGGACGCCCUGGAGGUGCACAUCCGCAUGCACCGGAGUGACCCUGCCGGAGCAAACUUGUGAUGCUGCAAACAGGGUUUAUGUGAAGUGUGUGAUCAGUGGUGCUGGCAUUGUUGCCAGUGGUAUUUGUGUUGGGGUGCUGCACCGUGGUGAAAGUGGCGUGCGGCGGUGUAGUGUGUUCCGGGGCUAGGUUUGUUUGUUUGUUUGAGCACGUCCUCGUUGGAGGACCCCGUUCUUGCUUGUCCCUGCCCCGGCACAUCCGACAAGGGCUGCGGGCACUGACACUGCGGAUGACGCCUGCCCGAGCCCACUGCUACAGCGGCAUGCCCUGCACGGAUACUGGUGUAUCGCCUUCUCUAAUUGUUGUCAAAAAAAAGAUCGAGGACGACAGCUAUUUGGAAGAUGGCACCUUUGUGUCGUGCGACGACGGCAGCUUCGUGAGCCACCAGGAUGCCCACCCAAUCUUUUACGGGCCGUGGUUUGUGUGCAAGACCUGCCGGGCUAGCUUCAAGGAGGAAAAGCACUACCUGUCGCACAGGUUGAUGCAGCACCCCGCCAUCGAGUGCUCCCUGUGCAAGAGGAAGUUUGUGCGACAGCAGGACCUCACGCGCCACAUCAUCACGAAGCAUGGCCCUGCCAGUCACGUCUCUUGCCAGCUGUGCCCGAGCACGUUCUCGUGCAAGGACUACCUGCUCGAGCACGUCCGGAGAUGCCAUCGCAGCGCAGCCAGGCAGUGAAGUGGUGUGCUGCGUUUACAAGGGAUGUGUUAGCGCUACUAGUUGUGCAGAAAGUGCAACUGCAAAGGCAUGUUCAUAAGUAUGGACACACAUUUUGAACCUGGAAGUCGGUCAGCGUUGAGCACUUGUUUUAUGGGAUUACUUUGUUACUAGACUUUCAUCCCUAGGCUUCAUGAUGCCAGUUGGCUUCAUAUACUCCACUUUAUUGGCCAUAGCAUGAACCUAUGCUCUGCAUAUUGUUUGUUGCUCACUAAUAGCAAACACAUGCUUAGCAAGGCCUUGCUGUGCUUUGUGAGACUAGUGCUGAAACGUGGUUGACAUUACCUGCAUGCUAAAAAAAAAAAAAAAGUGCUCGGCAACUGGAUGUACUUAGGUACCAUUGGUUUUGCAGGAAUGGUUGCUGUAAACAUUUUCGAGCUUCAAAUGCAUGGUCACCUUUGCCGCUGCAGAAACUGAUGUCAUUCUUCAUACUGAGCAGGACGAACCCACCUUGUAGUUUUCAGUUCUCUGUCAGCAAAAUUAGGCUAAAAGCAAUGUGCAGAGGAGUAAAUGUGUUGCCAGUAGUGCACUUCUCACAUUUUCCAACAAAAUAUUUUAAUGAAAAAAUUGUCGAGAAACACAAGCAAAAAUGAUGGCUGUGCAGUAUGGGGAAGCAAGUUGGUGUGCAUGCAUGCUUUGGUGUGUAUCUUGGCUGACCUGCAAGUUCAUCGUAGGGGCAUGGUACAGUUCGUCUCGGGGCUUCAUACAGUUCUUCCUUGGCUUGGCACAAGCCCACAUUUAAGUGCCUCGAUAUGACACACGGGCCAACUGCUUUCAAGGCAUCACUUUAUGCUGAGAGAGGUAUGAGGAGAGGCACGAUUCUCCGAAUGUUUGCUCUGGCUAAUACUGUGAAUCUUUCUGUGUUGGGUGUAAUGCUGCGCUGUUUCUGUCACCAGCUUGCACUUUUGGCAAAACUGUGAAUCAGGCAGGAAGGGAUGCAUACAACACCAGAUGUGAAAGGGAUGUAUAGAUAUCGCUAGCGCACACUGAUCUCUUUCUUUCUAAAAUUCUCUGUGUUGCUUCAUUCUCAAGUUAGCGCUACCGUGCUAGUCACACUAUGCUGUAUUCAUUGCAAUUCCAAUACGCCAAGCAAACAAGCGUAACUUCAAAAAUCUAGUCAGAUGUAAUGGAGCAGUACUUGAAGCAAAAUUGUGUCCAUUGUACCUAUUAUACACAUUAAAAGUACUGAGAGAAAUCAUCACUAAGAAAUUCGUAAUCAGGUUCAAGCAAAAGGAUCCUACCCGUGCAUGUCUGAGCGAUGCUGACUUUACCAAAAUGCGCUAUCUCUCAACUGGAGUCUCACUGCAAACAUGUACCUUUGUCCUCACAGUCCGAUUUACUUUUAGGUGAGAUCUAUGAAAAGUCGUGUUUUUGAUGGCUGGUGUGAGGAGUCCAGGAAAGGGGGGGGGGUCUCAGAUUAUGAAAAGUCUAGUUUUUGAUGGCUACUGGCUGCUCCAGCAACAGUUCUAUCUUGUCAACAUUGUACUUGCCGUGCUGUCCACGUUUUUAGAGCAACAGUCAAAGGCUCUUCAGGUCACUUCUUGCAGUGCUUCAUGUUUGCACUUGACGCUACACUGAAUGUUGUUGCAAUGUUGUGUCACUCUUUGAAGCUCUCGAGUCAGCCAAAAGUUGCUCUAAUGUUA